AUGUUUCAACAACCCUCCCCCCAGUCUACCACGGAUACACUCGGUGAUCCGUCAACGACCUUGUGGACUGUCCGGGCCUUGUUGGCGGCGGGGAUAGUGUACACGGCGACCGAGUAUGUGGCGGACAUUACUCUGUGCGAAGGACCGAGCAUGUCGCCGACCAUUCGUCCCUCGGGCGAUAUCAUUCUAUUGGACAAGUGGAGUCCGCGACGUUACGGACUGCAAUACGGUAGCGACGGAGGUCAACGUGCUCAACGAGCCCGACAAGCCCAAGACGCCUUUCUCCGAAAACAAACGGUGGACCGGGACGAUGCGGACCACGUUUGGCACGAACCUCGUAUUCCCGUGAGUGAUCUGAUCGGCAAGGCCAGUUGGCGGGAAGUGUGGAGACAGGUCACUUCGCCGCUUCAAGUGGGUGACGUGGUCGUGGUGCACCAUCCGUCCCGUAAGGGCACCGUCUGCAAGCGCGUGCUGGGCUUGCCCGGCGAUCAAGUCUUGCCGGAACGCGUUCUGGGAAGUGGCGUCCGCGGUAGAUUGGUGGUAGUCCCUGACGGACACCUUUGGCUGGAAGGAGACAAUCCGGCUAAUUCGGCCGAUUCCCGUUCCUACGGCCCCGUCCCCGCGGCACUUACUCGUGGGACGGGUGCUCUUUCGGGUGUGGCCCCUGCGUAG
This is a messenger RNA of Phaeodactylum tricornutum CCAP 1055/1, 672 nucleotides long. RefSeq lists its product with no specific name. Lineage: Eukaryota; Bacillariophyta; Bacillariophyceae; Surirellales; Neidiaceae. Gene Ontology annotation, cellular component: mitochondrial inner membrane peptidase complex; membrane. The coding region runs from base 1 to 672 and encodes 223 amino acids. The record is from RefSeq and is a predicted model, not a curated record. The transcript has a single exon. Gene Ontology annotation, molecular function: serine-type endopeptidase activity.